GUGGCCCUUCGUACUCUCGAUCGUACAUCGGGAACUGAACAGCCCCUUUUCCCCAUCCGUCCGCCGUUUUGCCUUAAUCGCGCUGGUCAUUGUCGGGUCCACCCGCCCCUGCAACCGUCUCUUCGUUGGUCUGGAACUCUUUUUCCUCGUUGCAAACCAUCACCAAUUCAAACGUUUAUCAAUGCAAACGUUUGAGAUUCCAAGUACUUUUCGUCGUCGUGAUUCUCUGAUUCCUCUCUUUCAUGUAUCUUGUAUAUCUAGGGUCCUUCUUUAGGGGUCUAUUAGACCGGGGGAAAAGGGAAAAUCAGAGUUUCCGUGUCUCCUUCUCUCCUGUCCGUAGGUUUUUUUAUUCACUACAAAGCAGCCGGUGAUUUUACGUCGGACUGUAACUCUGAUGUCAUGAAGCUGGUUUCAAAGAAAGCCUUGCUAAAGCAAACCAAAGAGCUUGAAGCAAAGGAGUCACAGAGAUGGACAUUUAGCCCAACAUUCUUGUCUUCACUGGAAGUAUUAUUGAAAGAUGUAAAAGCAACACUGUAUCCUAAGCCAAAUGACUAUCAAGAUCGAAGUGCAUUGAUUGUGUUCUUUGACAAGUUGGCAAAGGAGAAGUUUAAUGGUGCUGGGGAUGGUAUUCCUACUGUGGAAGCAUUUGGAUCUUUUGUGAUGGAUAUGUUCACUUCAAAAAGUGAUCUAGAUUUGUCUGUUAACUUUAGUUGUGAUGAAGCCAGAUGUCCUCGAGAAAAGCAGAUAUCCUUGCUCAGGAACUUAUCAAAGGCAUUGUUUUCUCUACAAAGGCAACAACUAAUCUCUGGUGUUACUCCUAUUCUUAGAGCUAGAGUUCCAAUUUUAAAGUGUACAGAGAGAAGAACAGGCAUUGAAUGUGACAUUUCAGUUGAAAAUAAAGAUGGUAUCGUUAGAUCUGGAAUGCUUCGGAUUAUUUCUUCAAUUGAUAAACGGUUUCGACCACUCUGUUAUUUGAUGAAAGCGUGGGCAAAAUCACAUGGAAUCAACAGCUCAAAAGACCAUACUCUGAACUCUUUGUCAAUUACUCUACUAGUUGCUUUCCAUUUCCAGACUCGGUCACCACCAAUUUUUCCUCCUUUCUCUGACUUAUUAAAAGAUGGUGUUAACAUUAAGGCAUUGAUGGAAGCUGCUCAACGGUUUCAACACUUUGGCAGCAGCAAUAAAGAAUCCUUGGCUGCGCUUUUUGUCACACUGUUGAUUAAGUUGUGGGCGGUAAAGAGUCUUUGGUCACUUGGUCUUUGUGCCAGUACAUACGAAGGAUCUUGGAUAUUGAAAGCAUCGGAUUCUGAGAGGAACAACAUGAAUGUGGAGGAAUUCACUGAACAAUCUCAGAAUGUUGCCAGAUCUGUUGGGAAGUUGCAGUUUGAGAAGAUCUACAACUGCAUAAAGGCAACACUAGAUAACAUUACAGCUUUCAGGAAAGGCCAGAUUGAUGUAACGGAACUCAAAGUCUGCCUUUUUGGGUUUGCUUUGCCAAACUACAAGGUUGACACAACACGGCAAUUAAGAGGUAAGAAGAAGUUUCCUGUUGAUGAACCAUUCUUAAUGGCCCCUCAAGGUUCAUCAAAGAGGAUGCGCUACCAAGGGGCUGACGAUAAUAAAACUUUACCAGUUGGUGGCUUGUCAUUUGAAGCAUCCCGUCUGCAUAAACCACUGGGUAAAUUUCUCCAUGCCUCCGUUGCUAAUUCCCCCAGUCUCCAUUGCUUGCAAUAUGGCCCAUCCCAUGAUAAGCCAGUGGGUCAAACGCUCUGUGCUCCUGUUACUAUUCCUUCCAGGGGCUUGCUUCAUGGCCCAGCUCAUGGUAAUAUACAUGCAGCAUUGCCACUCAAUUCUGGUAGCUUAUCUCAUGCCAUUGUUGAGAGGGGAUUCUUGCCUUGUGUAAAUCAACGGACACCUUAUCAACACAAUUCUCAUGCCUCACUUGGCAAUGAACGGCCAUCCAGUCAUAAUCUAUCUGCUGGCGGUCUUACUGGCUAUGGGUAUCACCAAACUCUGUCGGGUGGUUUGGCACCAGCUAACUUUUUCCCACCUGCAUUUAUUCCCCCAAAUCCUCAUGGUGUAUCUAGUGGCUUGGGUUCUGGUAGAGGCCGUGAUGGUCAUCAUCCACAAGAUGCUGUCUACCCUAGUCCCUACAAUUUCCAGCAUGCUUCAGUUCGUAGUGGCGUGUCCUCAGGUCAUAACAUGCAAUCAGCUAUUGCAGCCAACUGUGAUGGUGCACCACGAGCUGCAUCUAGUGGCCAUAGACCAACAAUAAACAAUGCAUUUGCAGCCAUUCCGUCUGAUGUUGCUGCUAUAUUGGGCACGCGUGUACCUCAUCAGUCAAGUUUCUAUCAGGCUUCAGGGCAGAGGUGAACCUUUAUACUUACUGGAGUUGGAGGAGGGAAUCAGUUUGGUGAUAUUGAAGUUUUCAGUGUGAUCUCUUGAUUGGUCAUCAAAACCGCAGUGGACUCCCAGCUUGGAGGUUUGCUUUCCUCUGCAGAGUGAUUCAGCUAUAAGAAGUUGGAUAUUUCAUGACUUUUGUACUAUGUUAUUGCGGGUGCAUUCUUUGUUUGAAGCGGAAAAUCUAAGUUUUAUGUUGUACUGGUUUGUAUAUGUAACAUAUUCUUUUCACAGUGUUGUGCUGGAAACGGGAAGCAUAUGAACUAAUUGUUAAA
Messenger RNA from Nymphaea colorata (pocket water lily), 2675 nucleotides. RefSeq lists its product as uncharacterized. The transcript has 11 exons. Gene Ontology annotation, molecular function: nucleotidyltransferase activity. Lineage: Eukaryota; Viridiplantae; Streptophyta; Magnoliopsida; Nymphaeales; Nymphaeaceae. Gene Ontology annotation, biological process: RNA 3'-end processing. The record is from RefSeq and is a predicted model, not a curated record. Bases 400 to 2373 code for a protein of 657 amino acids.